Miniopterus natalensis is the source of this 2306-nucleotide messenger RNA. NCBI's taxonomy places the organism in Eukaryota, Metazoa, Chordata, Mammalia, Chiroptera, Miniopteridae. The record is from RefSeq and is a predicted model, not a curated record.
AUGGUGCUGCCCAUUACCCUGGUGAACGAGGGGGUCAGCUUUGACAGAGCCAAAGAAUUCAAGACACGGCUGGGGAUCUUUCUUCACAAAUCAGACCUCAGCUCCGAUACUGGGAAUGUUGGCAAGUUCGAGUGGAACAGUAAACACAGCAAAGAGAGCAGAAACUUCUCAGAAGAUGUGCUGGGCUGGAGAGAGUCGUUCGACUUGCUGCUGAGCAGUAAAAAUGGGGUGGCUGCCUUCCACGCUUUCCUAAAGACGGAGUUCAGCGAGGAGAACCUGGAGUUCUGGCUGGCCUGCGAGGAGUUCAAGAAGAUCCGGUCCGCCAGCAAGCUGGCCUCCCGGGCUCAGAGGAUCUUUGAGGAGUUCAUCUGCAACGAAGCCCCAAAAGAGGUGAACAUAGACCAUGAGACCAGGGAGCUGACCAGGAUGAACCUGCAGGCUGCCACGGCCACAUGCUUCGAUGUGGCUCAGGGUAAGACACGCACCCUGAUGGAGAAGGACUCCUACCCGCGCUUCCUGAAGUCACCCGCUUACCAGGACCUGGCUGCCCAAGCCUCGUCCACCACCGCCUCUCCGUCCAGCUGCAGCCCGGCAGAGCCCGUGCACACCUGAGCUCAUGGCAGUGAGGAGCCAGCCGGGAAGGGAGGUUGAGUCACCCAGCCCUGAGGCAGCUGCCCCUGUGUGGGAGGCAGGUUCUGCAGAGCAAACAAGAGGACAGUGAAGGAAAAAGCUGUUUUUGUUUUGGAAGCAACAGCCUCUCCUCCAGAUCCUGUGGGACUAAACUUCAUGCAUGAGAGGGUCGCCCCACUCCCAGGACUCGUGGAUGGGGGCUGAAGUUCACUGUUGUGCGGCACUCUCUGGGCAAAAGCAUGGUGGUGCAAGAGUUAUCGUUAGCUCUUGACAGCUCUCAACAGCGCAAGAAAAAGUCCAGGGUGGUUUAGGAAAUGUAAAUAAAGGGAAACUCAAAAAUGAGAGGGAAGACAGCCAGAUCAGCUGCUUUGCCUGUUGAACAGCUGGCUGAUCACAUCCUGUUUUCCUCUUUCCCAGACUGUGCUGGGCACAGGAGGGAGCCCUGGAUGUGGACCCCUCCUAUUCCGUCCACCUCACCUGCCUUUGGGCUGCUUGAGGGCCCCUUAGCUUGUACUUUUUAACACUCCUGUGUCCAGCCUCAGUCUUUUCAAGGCUAGGGAGCCAAUGUGAUACAUGCCCCAAGUGAGAUUUUUAUACCUCAAAAACUGGCUUUUCAGUCCCUUUCCAAGUCAGCAGAGAGCCCUGAAAAGAAGCCGUCUCGCUUAUGUGAAGUCAAUCUUGGUGCUCUUGGUGACCUUGUAUGUGGCCCCCGACCUUGUGUUUGCAACAGGGUCCACCUGUGAGCAGGGCCUGAUGAGGGCCUCUUGCUGGGAUAUGCCAUCUCAGCUCGGUUCCACCCUUGAGCGUGGGGCCCCCGAGGAGAAAGGUGUGGGACCUCUCGGUGAGUAGCUGGUCAGCUCUCAUGCCCAGCAGUGUGCAGAGAGGGAGAAAGCGAUCAUAAGAAAUAAAUCUCUUGACAGUUCCUGAAAGUCCUACUUAAAUCAAGCCAAUAUUUUUUUUUUCUGUGAGUAUGAGAAUGGGGAAAAGAAGCACCCCAGGGUGGAAGGGGAGCCUCAUGUUUCCUUCCCGUGGGUGCGAGGUGCACUAAUGAAUGUUGGGGGAGAUGGGGCAGGGACCACGAUGAUCCUUGGGCAGACCCAGAAGAUGGGAGUGGACUUGGGGAGAGAAGCUGCUUGGAAGAGCAGGACUGGGGAAAUCAGAACCUGCCUGUCACCUCAGGGCAUCACUGAACAAAUUUUCUGAGUUGGGACCUGUGCACGAACCCAGGCUGGGGAGGUGAAUGAACCAGGUGGCCCCUUGUGCCCCAGGAAAAUCAACCGUGUUCUCGCUGUACUGUGAGCUCCUCCAGGAGACAAUUAUUUAAGUUAUAAUGUAUUGUUGGUUUUGUGACAACUGUCAUAGCAUGUUAUUUAUGUUACUGUUGGUGUUAUUGCUAUUGUUAUUUAUUAUUAUAACUUUAGUUUGCCUCAACCUGAGAAUCUCAACAGGAGCUGGCAGCCUGUCUCCCUCUCCCCGCCAGGCUCUACCUCUGAAUGUGCUGGGAAUCUCUUAGCGCCUGUCGGGAACUCCUCACUGUUGAAAUAUUUAUUUAUUGUUGACAACUGGAGCUGGUUUCUGAGAUACGAAUGAUGUACUCAAUCCCUGUUUUUCCUGUUUCAGCAUGUUAUAUUCUUGUAAAAUAAAAAUAAAACCCCAAUAUGAGAUCCUGUCUUCAA